AUGGUCGUUCCGGCAAUGCACAAACUGUUGGGCGAUGUGGCCGUGAAAUUCUCGUUUCGUUUGGCGGAUGAUGAGUUGUUGAAAAAAGAAUUCCGAAUGUUGGCAAGGAUUGGGCAAUUUCAUCCGAAUAUGGUUCACGUUUACGGAAUGAUAUUGCACCCGCAUCGCCGGCAGAACCUCGGACAACCGGGAAUGGUCAUGGAGUUGAUGAGGGGAGGAGAUUUGCAUGAUUUAAUCUACGAGUGCCGCUACAGCUACGAAAUUGGGCAUAUAAUCGGAUGGAUGAGCCAGGCUCUAUCCGCAAUCUGCCAUCUGCAUCAAAAUGGGAUUAUUCACCGGGAUGUGAAACCGAGAAAUAUUCUCCUAUCCGCCGACUUCACAAUCGUGAAAUUGUGUGAUUUUGGUAUGACAAGACCCGAGCAAAACGAGAUGACACCAGCACAAGGGAGUCCUUAUUGGCUGGCACCUGAGUGCCUCCACAAGAACUAUGACCGAAAAAUGGAUGUGUUCGCGAGUGCGAUCGUUAUGUGGCAAUUGUUGUCGAGAAAAAAACCCCAUGAAAAUCGAAUGGGCAGCAUUCUGGCGAUUCUGCACGCCGAUCCCGAUGUUCGACCCGAGAAAAUCGAUUGUGAGCCGGCUCUGUGGUCUCUAAUUGAACGAUCUUGGUGUACAUCAACGGAUGAUCGCUUAUCAGCCAUUGAAAUGCUCACUGAGUUACGGGAACAAGCCGAGAUCUUCCCCUGGGCUGGUCCAAUCGUUCAGCUUCCCACUUCUCCAUCGAGUUCAUCUGUAAAUUCAUCUCGUCGAAAUUCUCUCAACCAACAAAACCCGCUAAUUGUUCAAAGUGAUCAGGACUUUGGGAAUGCUGAAGAGAAAAUGGUGGACAAUGUGCUGAAUGAUCUCUUUGAAGAAGCAACUGUUAAUCCAGGGAAAUUGAUGUUUGAGAUUUCCACGCAAACGGAUGAUCCAAACGAGGAAACGCUGGAAGAAUUGAAAAUCAAUCGAGUCAAUCAAUCAAUCGAAUUUGAUGAUUCAAAGGAAAAUGAUGAGCAAACACUGCAUGAGAAUUGGGUGAUCGAGCCAAAAACGGUGAUCGAUGAAGAAAAAGAAAUGGAGAUGAGUGUGGAAAUGAGAGAGGAUUUCGAUGAAACGAAUGGAGAUCCGAAUUUGGAAGAUUCACAUAAAGAAAAGGAAAACAUUUACAAUGCUGAGCGAAUGGAGAUCGAUCAUCAAUUGACGGAGAUCGAUCAACAAUUGACCGAAAGUGAUCACAAGAAAUUCAACGCUGAAUUCGAUGAUCAUUGGGGGAUUAAAGACGAGGACAGCUCUUCACCGGCUCGCAUUGUUGAUGAGCACUCGACGAGUCGACGAUCCUACAGCUACAAUUUGACAAUAUCCUCGAGCUCUCGAUCGAGUGCCGAAGAAUUGGAACGAUUGAAAGCGCCGAGAAAGAGUGAACAGGAACAGAUUGAUGAGUUAAACGAGCUGCGUUUAACGUGCCAUCUCUACAGAGAGAAACUCCAGAUUUAUGAAGAAGCAGAGAGAUUGAGAAACGAAAAAGAAGAGGAAAAUAAGAAAUUGGAGACGGAGAGUUUGGCCGUUUUGAACACAUUAGCAGUUCGAUUGGAAUCAAGAAGUGAGAGCGGAUUUGAUGAACGUUCAAUGAAAUGCCAAUCAAUCGAUCCCCUUGAUAUGAAGACACAUUUCGAUCGAAUCAUGCAAUUCAUUGUCGACGAUGAGUUUAGCGAUUUUCAUAUUGAAAAGCUUGACCAAGUUCGUGACCUUUUCGAGCAUGUUGUGGGUGUUUUGAAAGGAAAAGUGUUCGAUUGGAAACAGCUCUCCCCAAAGACGACAAAGGGUUGGUUGGAUGUGCUGGACGGACUUCAUUCAAUCACUGAAGCUCUUUCUUUAAUCAUCGCUCACAAUUCAGCCACAAUCUAUCAAGAGACACAAAAGGAUGGGAAUCGAGCAUCGGCUAGAAGAUUCAAAGCUGGUGUUCUCCUUUGUCAGCACACGCUUGCUCGUCGCCAAUUGGGAGAAGUGCGCGCUUUUCUGGAUCGAGAAACAAAAGUGAUGGCAAAACAACGCGAUUUCCAUCACAACGCUGAACUCGCCGAAAUCUACGAUCAAAUGGUGGCUUUGCUAGAGAAAAUUAGCGAUUUGCCACAAAAGAAAACGACAACUUCUCCAACAACAACACCAACAUUCACAUCAAAACCGAUUCCAUUU
This is a messenger RNA of Mesorhabditis belari, 2229 nucleotides long. The record is from the annotation of a GenBank genome assembly. NCBI's taxonomy places the organism in Eukaryota, Metazoa, Nematoda, Chromadorea, Rhabditida, Rhabditidae.